Molecule: messenger RNA, 712 nt
Organism: Euleptes europaea (tarantolino)
Lineage: Eukaryota; Metazoa; Chordata; Lepidosauria; Squamata; Sphaerodactylidae
Gene: CBLN2
Product: cerebellin 2 precursor
Exons: 3
Coding region: 1-654 (217 amino acids)
Molecular function (GO): protein binding
Source: RefSeq, a predicted model, not a curated record
AUGGCCGGGCGGCGGCCGGCGGGCGGCCGCUGGGGGGCGCCGUCGGGGGGCUCGCCCCCCUGCCGGGCGGCGCCGCUGGCCCUGCUGCUCUGCCUGCUGCCCGCCGCCUGCCCGGGGGCGGCGCCGCCGGCGCUCAACGACACGGAGCCCAUCGUGCUGGAGGGCAAGUGCCUGGUGGUGUGCGACUCCAGCCCCUCCGCCGACGGCGCCAUCACCUCCUCGCUCGGCAUCUCCGUCCGCUCCGGCAGCGCCAAGGUGGCCUUCUCGGCCACGCGCAGCACCAACCACGAGCCCUCCGAGAUGAGCAACCGCACCAUGACCAUCUACUUCGACCAGGUAUUAGUUAAUAUUGGCAACCAUUUUGACCUGGCUUCCAGUAUAUUUGUAGCACCGAGAAAAGGAAUUUAUAGUUUCAGCUUCCACGUUGUGAAAGUAUAUAACAGACAAACUAUCCAGGUAAGUUUAAUGCAAAACGGCUAUCCGGUGAUUUCAGCCUUUGCUGGGGAUCAAGAUGUCACCAGAGAAGCAGCCAGCAACGGGGUCUUGCUUCUUAUGGAAAGGGAAGACAAAGUGCAUCUCAAACUGGAGAGGGGAAACCUCAUGGGAGGGUGGAAAUAUUCAACCUUUUCUGGCUUCUUAGUCUUUCCACUAUAAAGGGAGGCUGUGGAGAAGGAAGCCUGAUCUGCAAGCUGGAACAAGGAUCCAACCAUUA